AGUCCGCCAUCGCGCAGCGGACGGAACGAACGCAACCGCGUGCAUUAUCCGCUAAAAAUAUUUUUAUAUUUUUCAAGUUGUGUGACUACAUAAUUAAAAAUACGUGGUGUGUUAUUUUAAAACUACUGUGACUAGACUUCUCAUAAAAAUAGUACAAAGGAUUUUCUUUCCUCGUUCGAUAAUGAAGGGAAUGUGAAAGGCGAGAAAAGGGUUUGCUACUUUUUUCCGGGAUAAACAAAUACAGAAACAUAAGAAAAUGUCGAACACCGUGGAAAAUGGUCUUCACGUUAACGACGAAACUCGAAGUAGAACCAGCGCGACGCUAUGGCAACGGAUAAGCUUGUUCCUGUCCAUUUACUGGAAAUCUAUUAUUGUGGUGCUGACGCCACUCGUACUUCUACCGAUACCAAUAAUGAACAAGGAUCCGGCCUACAAAUGUAUGUACAUAGUAAUCAUAAUGGCAGUAUACUGGGUUUUGGAGCUCCUCCCAUUGCCAGUUACAUCAAUGCUACCUAUUGUACUGUUCCCGACUAUGGGUAUCCUGGAUUCGGACAAGACAUGCGCAGCUUACAUGAAAGAGACCAAUAUGAUGUUUAUGGGAGGACUGAUGAUCGCUGCCGGAGUGCAAUAUUCUAAAUUACCCAAAAGGGUAGCUUUAUGGACAGUGCAAGUAGUCGGCUGCUCACAUAGAAGAUUAAACUUCGGUCUUACGUUCGUAACUAUGUUUAUAUCUAUGUGGGUGUCUAAUGCAGCCGCCACCACCAUGAUGGUGCCGAUCGUGGAGGCCAUAUUGGAAGUAUUAGAACAGCAAGGGCUCGGUGACGUUUAUAUAAACAGGAAAAAGAAUGCACAAGCCGAGAAUGGUAAAGAAGUCAAAUCUAAAGAAGGCGCCUCAGAAGAGAGUACUCCGAUACCUAGUGACAUAACAGUGUGUUACUAUUUGAGCAUCGCGUACGCAUCAACACUCGGCGGCUGCGGCACACUUGUAGGGACUGCCACUAAUUCAGCUUUCAAGGGGAUAUUUGACUCUGAAUUUCCCGAGUACUCAUCGUCAGUAAACUUCUUCUGGUUCAUGGCAUACAGCACGCCCCCCAUGCUGCUGAUGCAGCUGCUCGUAUGGCUAGCACUGCAAGUCACCUUCAUGGGCAUGUUCCGGCCCAAUAGCGAAGCAGCAAAGAAAGUAUCCCUCGCCACAUCCGGUUCUGACACCACAAUGAAAGUCAUUAAGGAGCAGUACAGGAAUUUGGGACCAAUCACAUUCCACGAAAGGUCAUCCGGGUUGCUGUUCAUAUUCGCUGUGUUCCUAUACAUCUUCAGGAAGCCUGGCUUUAUGAACGGUUGGGCUGACGUCAUGACUUCCAUGAAAGUGAAAGACGGUGUGACAUCUAUGUUCAUAGUGGUGCUGAUGUUCAUUAUACCGAUGUCUAUGGACUGUGUUAAGUUCUUCAAAUCGUCUAGCUCCUAUGAGGAAUUGGCUGCAUCUAAACCAUCUACAGGUAUUGUCACAUGGGGUAUAUUGAAGGAUAAAGUACCAUGGGGCCUUCUCUUCUUAUUAGGCGGGGGAUUCGCCCUAGCGGAAGGCAGUAAGGCUACAGGCCUGUCCCGUAAGAUCGGCUCCUCGUUAGAGGGACUGCGAGACUUGCCUCAUCCGCUAGUACUGCUGGUAGUGGUUCUGGUCACACAGUUCAUCACCGAGUUCACGUCUAAUGUCGCCAUCGCUAACCUUAUACUGCCCGUGCUAGCCAACAUGUCUCGCAGUCUACACAUCGACCCUCGUUAUCUGAUGGUGCCCGCUACACUAGCAUGCUCCAUGGCAUUCCAUAUGCCAGUGGGAACUCCACCUAACGCCAUUGUAGCCGGAGUUGCCAACAUACCUACUGCUAGAAUGGCUGUCGGUGGUAUCGGACCGAAAAUAAUCACCACAUUAUUAGUUUGGGGAGCUUACCCAACAUGGGGCUCUUAUAUAUUCAAACCAUUGAGUAAUGCUACUGAAAUCAUAGGGGCUACGAAUGGUACGACUUUAAGCCGCAACCUCACUCUAACAUGCGGCGUAGCAUUAGAAACGCUUAAAAACAGCGGGAGAUUCCAAUGCGGUAUGUCGAAUAGUAUAGCUAAUAGUACCGCUUUAGCAGAUAUAGCUAAAGGUAUGUUCAAAUGUGAUUAUAUUAAGAAGAGGUAAGUUAGCUAUUUAAGUAUAAAUAAUCGGUGCUUAAGUCGACUUUCGACGUUACUGUGAUCUGAGUUCGAUUAGGGGAAUUGGUGAC
Diatraea saccharalis (sugarcane borer) is the source of this 2264-nucleotide messenger RNA. The record is from the annotation of a GenBank genome assembly. NCBI's taxonomy places the organism in Eukaryota, Metazoa, Arthropoda, Insecta, Lepidoptera, Crambidae.